GGAUUUUGGCUUUGCUGCAAUAAGCUGACAUCAACCGCAGCUGUUGCAAACAGAACUAGGCUGAGGAGUGGAUCUCCUCUCCUUACUGCACGUUUCCUACUCAGCCAGGUUGAAAAGCCAUCAGGAGGCGGAUUCCAUGGCGGUCCUCAGGAGSGACRCCACUGGCCAGGCCAGAUUGGCGGGAUCAGCCAUAGGAUGUCUCGGAAUAAUUCUGCUUGGUUUUGUCAUUCAGUCCCUUGCGGCUGGCAUUGUUAGCAGGCGUCACRGAGACUAUGACUACGACUACGACUAUGACUAUGACGAUGACUAUGACUAUGACUAUGACUAUGAGGGUAAGAAGUACGGCGUGGGGUAUGGCAAGUAUUAUGGUCCAUAUUAUGGUAAGUAUGCCGGUCACUAUGAUGGUAAGUACUAUGGUCCAUAUGAUGUUAAGUAUGGCAUGAGCUACGGUAAGUAUUAUGGUCCACAUUAUGGUGGAUAUUAUGGUGCAUAUUAUGUGACGUGCGUCGACAAGAACCUUGUCUCCAACUUUGAAGGGAUGGUCGAUGCGAGAGCGGUUAGCGCGAGUGGCCAUGCGAGCCUGGGAGUCAGCAAUGCUCUCGCAAGCCUUGCUAAGAAGCGCAUCCAUCUCCUUUAUCCAGUCAUCGAGGGCAAGGCAUUUGGUGUCCGGAUGGAUCUGAGAUGGACGGAGAAGGUCAGAUGGGACACGAGGAUGGUAUCCCAAGUCACGGUAGUAGGGAGACAUGCCAGUGGCAAGUGAAAUAGCAUGGUUAUAAGCAAUCCCUGCGUGAGCAAGGUGGAGAUCCCAAUCAGUCAUUCUCAACAAACUUCUUGAGGAUAC
This is a messenger RNA of Chara braunii, 841 nucleotides long. Lineage: Eukaryota; Viridiplantae; Streptophyta; Charophyceae; Charales; Characeae. The record is from the annotation of a GenBank genome assembly.